CUCGAUGAACAAAAUAAGAAAAUCAAGCGUGUAGAAAUCAAAAUUGAAUGUAUCACUCGAGAUAAUAUCAAAAAAGAAUUUGGAGAGAUCAAUUUGUAUGAUGUUGUACGACUUUCCAAUCCAGAGGAAAUGCUUUUAAGUGAGAAACGUGAAGCUUGUGAAAUUAAUAAAUCUAGAAUAUGCUUUGUGAAAUCGUGUUUGUAA
Molecule: messenger RNA, 204 nt
Organism: Funneliformis caledonium
Lineage: Eukaryota; Fungi; Glomeromycota; Glomeromycetes; Glomerales; Glomeraceae
Source: the annotation of a GenBank genome assembly